AUGGGAACGAGCGUCGAAGAAAGACCAGCCCAAGCCAUCGGACUAAAAGCGCGGGCCCUGACCAGACGAGGCCUAGAGCGCCCACUGUCCUGCAAGCCUGCGAGCCCUGCGAGGUGGCACCGCAUCCAUUAUAGAGCAAAGUGGAGCCUGAGCACCACGCUCCCCCUAAUCACUUCCCCUCGCGAGCCAAUCACCGCAGGCAACGUCAGUGGUCACUGCGCCGAGCAACUGAGAGUCUUGCUCCCUGCCGUCGACGAAGAGACACUCGUUGACUCCAGCAUCGACUCUGGCGUCGAAAAAGGACUAGCCGAAAUUCUCUCUCGCGCCGGCCAUCCGAUUCUUCCUCUUCAUCCUCCUCAUCAUCGCAGGCGUAAUUUCGAGGACCUGAUCCUCUCACACUCGUUACCACAACCGCCGACCGCCUCGCUCCUUCCUCGCCCGCUCCUUCUCACCGACCAGCCAAAGACGGCAACAACUCUUCUGGCCUCAAUUGCCAUGCACGGCGCCCUUCGGCGCGGCGGCCUCGUUCGCCAACUCCGGCUGCUUUGUUCGUCAUGGCAGCAGCAGCAGCCGCCCUACCUCGUGUCGGCCCUGGAAUUCAGGGAAGUCCCUGAAUCGAACCUCGAUCUCUCUCAGCUUGGCAGGAUAGGCUUGGCCGGAAACUUCAACGGAAUUUCCCUCUACGAAUUUGAAGGGCAAAACGAGUUGGCGCUAAGUACCAAUGGAAGUGAGGCGCUUCUCGCAAGACUACCCAACGGCGCAUUCGCAUCAAUAGCGUCAACCGAUGCCUCGAUCCACGACAUGUGUGCAUCUUUGCUCGACUCAGGGGAGAUGGCAGGAGUGGUAAUAGCCGGUAAUUUUACGAGCGUCGAUGGCACCCCUUCUCAGGGCGUUGCCCUGUUCAACACGACGUCUUCCCAAUUCGUUCCCCUCGACGGCCUGUCGGGACAGGUCAACGCCUUGCUCUGCGACGAGAAGAACAACAUGGUCUACGCUGGCGGCAACUUCCGCCACGCAAACUCGACAACCAACGCCAUCGCUUGGGUCCAUGGCCAAGGGUGGACACCGCUUCCUUUCGCGGGGUUUAACGGCCCAGUCUCCUCCAUUACCAAGGCGUCCAACGAUCACAUCAUCUUCGGAGGAAGCUUCACGGGACUCGGCAACACCAGCACGCCAACCACUCCAGAUGGCCAGAUUAUAAACCUGUCGGGCGCCAACGUCACGGCCGCCUCCAGCAGCCGUACGACUGGCUUCAGCGACCCCCGCAACAUCUUGUGCAAGACGGAAGGCGCGGGCGGUGCGGGCAACAGCUGGCUCCUCGAGGAUGGCUCGCCCGGCUUCUGGCGCGCUCAAUUCAGCUUCGGCUUCGAGCCCACCAAGUUGCGCCUGUGGAACACUCGUCAGGAUGGCCGCGGCACCCGGACCUGGCGCUUCACGGCCUUUCCCAUCAAUGGUAUUCUCAACAUGACAUACGUCGACCCUGCGACCGGCCAGAAUGCUACCUGCACGAGUGAAUGCCCCCUGAGUAACGACCCGGCUGUCACCUUCCAGGAUUUCCAUUUCAUCAACAACGUCGGCAUGAACGAGUUCCGCAUCGACAUCUCUGAGUUCUAUGGCGCCGGUGGCGGUCUGAAUGGCAUCCAGCUUUUUCGGCGAGACAUCUUCGCCUACGCCAUCAACGACUUCAACGAGCCUACUUGUGAGGGCCUCGGCAUCCAGACGCCCUCGACGGCCACGGCAACCGGACCUUGGACAGAAUCGCCUUCGCUGCAGAGCAACUCUCGCUAUUUGACGGCUCAGUUCUCUGCCAACAACCUUUCCGGCAACUACUCAGUUGAGAUGUACACACCCGGCUGCAUUCAAGACGACACUUGCACGUCGAGGGGCCAGCGGGUCGGCUUCUCGCUCGUGAAUUCGACGGGCGGACUCAACGGCUUGUUCGACUACGAUCCAUCCGCCUCAUCGUUCGACAAGAACGACUUCACCAGCUCCGCCAUCAACCAGUUGGGCGCAAGCUUUUCUUCCCAGUCUGCGGUGACAAGCCUCAAGACUGUCGGCGAUGUGGUAAUUGUCGGAGGCAAUUUCACGUCGGCGGAUGGCAGGAAUGUCGUGGGCAUCAACAUUGCCGAUCAGAAGGUCCAGCCGCUCGACGGAGGACUCAACGGCGAGGUCAUGGCCAUGCAUCUGGAGGGCUCUCAACUGUACGUUGGCGGCGAGUUCUCGAAUUCACUCGACAACAGCAUCACAGGUCUCAACAAUGUCGGUGUCUAUGCCUCGGACAAUGACACCUGGACUGCUCUGGGAGCUGGCGUUAACGGAAAGGUCAUCCAUGUGGUUCCCAUGCUGCUCAACUCUACCAAUGAUGGAGCCGAGACGGUGGUUUCCUUCACUGGUAACUUUGAUGAAAUCAACGAGUUCGGCGACAACACGGCCGUAUCCGUGUCUGGUUUCGCAAUUUGGGUGCCGUCGCGGAACAACUGGCUCCAGAACCUUGAGGGCGUCUUCCCCGCCUACAGUGGUAUUCUGACUGCUGCAGUCCUCGAUGUACCCGACAGCGUACCCCUGUUCGCAGGCUCCAUGAGCUCCGCCACUCUGAGCGCCAACGGCGCCGUUACCCUCUCUGAAAGGCUUGGCCAAUUCCCCGUCAGAAUCCAGCAACCGAGUUCGAGCUCCUCAGCGCUCCAGCGCCGCGAUAUUUUGUCGAGUGGUUCGCAGGUAAACGGCGUUGUGACCGGAGCCUUCUACAACCAGGACGAUCGGAACGUCACUGUUCUCGCCGGCCACUUCACAGCAACCAGCGGCGGCUCGACCCUUCAGAAUUUAGUCUUCAUCAACGGCUCCGACAACGACGCGGUGCGCGGCAUCGACUCGGGCGUCUCUGAGAACUCCACUUUUGUUGCGGUUGCAAUUGUCGGCGACACGCUCUUCGCCGGCGGCGACGUCAGCGGCAACAUCAACACGGACACCGUUCGAGGCCUACUCACCUACAACCUCGCGACUGCCAGUCAUGGCUCGCAACCCCCGGGCCUCAACGGAGGCAACGGCACCGUCUCGGCUAUCGAGGUUCGUCCAGAGACCGGAGAUGUCUAUGUCGGCGGCGCUUUUGAAUCCGCUGGCUCGUUCGACUGCCCCGGUGUGUGUUAUUAUAGCACAGACCGCUCGCAGUGGAACCGACCUGGCACCGGUCUCGAGGGCAAUGUCAGCACAUUGCUGUGGGCGAGCGAAUCGCGCCUUAUCGUCGGUGGCGGCAUGCGACUAAACGAUUCUCUGGUGUCGCUCGUAGAGUAUGACGCCGAUGACCAGACCUGGACUGCGUUCCCCGGCCAGAAUGACCUACCCGGGCCCGUCGAUGCCAUGACACGCGGCUCACAGAACGGAGAUCAACUCUGGGUUGCAGGCACUUCCUCUAACGGAGGAUCAGUCUAUCUUAUGAAGUACGACGGAUCCGAAUGGCACCGUGCUGGCGAGUCGCUCCUGCCAAGAACGGUCAUCCACAGCCUCCAGAUCUUCACUGUCACUUCUUCCCAUGAGGGCACCGACACGCUUGAAGCGGACAAGGUUUUAAUGUUGACCGGCUCCAUCGGUAUCCCCGAUUUCGGCACAGCCUCUGCCGCCAUUUUCAACGGCACCGGCUUUGUACCUUAUGCCCUGACCACCAACAACGGCAAUGGUGUCGGAACGAUCAGCAAAUUCUUCUCCCAAAACCAAGACUUCUUCAGCGACAAGGGCGGCAAGAUGGCUCUUGUCUUCGUUGUGUUGAUAGGUUUGGCUAUCGCACUCGGCCUCAUGUUCCUUCUUGUCAUUGCGGGCAUUCUUCUCGAUCGCCUUCGCAAGAAGCGCGAGGGGUACACCCCAGCGCCCACGUCCAUGUACGACCGUGGGAGUGGCAUCCAGAGGAUACCGCCGCACGAACUCCUCGAGUCCCUUGGCAAAGGGCGUCCCGGUGCGCCUCGUAUCUAA
Verticillium alfalfae VaMs.102 is the source of this 3960-nucleotide messenger RNA. RefSeq lists its product as hypothetical. Bases 1 to 3960 code for a protein of 1319 amino acids. Gene Ontology annotation, molecular function: protein binding. The record is from RefSeq and is a predicted model, not a curated record. Gene Ontology annotation, cellular component: plasma membrane of growing cell tip. The transcript has 4 exons. Gene Ontology annotation, biological process: positive regulation of establishment of bipolar cell polarity regulating cell shape. NCBI's taxonomy places the organism in Eukaryota, Fungi, Ascomycota, Sordariomycetes, Glomerellales, Plectosphaerellaceae.